This is a messenger RNA of Chaetura pelagica (chimney swift), 1278 nucleotides long. RefSeq lists its product as uncharacterized. The transcript has 13 exons. The record is from RefSeq and is a predicted model, not a curated record. Bases 1 to 1278 code for a protein of 425 amino acids. Lineage: Eukaryota; Metazoa; Chordata; Aves; Apodiformes; Apodidae.
AUGGAGUUGGCUGAGGAGAGCCCAGCAGCACCGUGGGAGGUGCCGCGGAACCCCUGCCGCAUGAGCUGCCGGAACGGAGGGCACCUGGUGCUCAGCUCCUGCCUCUGCGCCUGCGCCCCCGGAUACACCGGCCGCUACUGCCAAGUGCGGUGCAGUGGGCAGUGUCUCCACGGGAAGCUGCGGAAGGAGGAGUGUUCCUGCCUCUGCCACCCGGGCUAUGGCGGCGCCGACUGCGGCAUAAAGAUCCACUUCCCCUUCCACGCCUGCGACGUGCGGAUCGACGGCGACUGCUUCAUGGUGUCCCCCGAGGCUGCCACCUACUAUGGAGCCAAGAUGAAGUGUCAGGAGAAAGGGGCCACGCUGGCCCAGGUCAGAAGCCAGAAGGUCCAGGACAUCUUGGCUUUCUACCUCAGCCGCCUGGAGAGCGGCAACAGGGUGACAGACACGGAUUUUGAAACUGGGAACUUCUGGAUCGGGCUCACCUACAAGACAUCCAAGGCCUCCUUCCGCUGGGAUGUUGGAGAACCCUCCUCCUUCACCAGCUUUGCCUUCGGGCAGCCGGACAACCAGGGGUUUGGGAACUGUGUGGAGAUGCAGGCACUGGCUGCCUUCAACUGGAACGACCAGCGCUGCAAGACCCGGAACCGCUACAUCUGCCAGUUCAACUUGGACAUGGCCCGGGAACCCAAGCCCAGCAGGGCCAGGCUGGGCCAGAAGAGGCAGCACAGCAGCCUGUACCACAGCUCCUGCCAGCUGGACUACGAUCUCUACAGGGACGACUUCCCGUACCGGGUGUACGAGUACCAGAAGAUCCCCCCUCUCAUCAACCGCAUCCCUGUCAAGGCCAGAAGGACUCACGGGGGAGGAGGAGGAGGAGGAGGAGCAGGAGGAGGAGGGAAAACCAGCCCCAUCCCUUCCCAGUCUGUGGUCAGGAGCAGCAGCAGCUCCACGGCAGGACGGACAAAGUGGGGUGCUAACGAGUCCUCUCCCCGCAGUGAGGGCAGAGGAGCUGCACUCCAUCAAGGGGGAGCUGAGCCAGAUCAAGGCUCGGGUGGACAAUCUGGCCUGGAGCGCAUGGACCAGCGCCGGGAGCGGCUCCCGGGGUCCAAGGAGAGUGAGAAGAAGAGGGCAGAGCAGGGGCCAGAGUCACCAUCCCCAGAGGGGCCCCGGGGGAAGGAGGGGACGGGAGGCGACGGGCACAGCGACAGCGCAGAGGAGAGCACAGACACGGAGGAGAUGGUGAAAAACCACAUGUCGGACCCCGAGGGGAGCCAGUAG